AUGUGCGAGUCGCUGAGCCUGACGUCUUCCUUCCCAGACCUCCAGGUCGUCGAGACCGCGUGGAGAGUCAGCGCAUACCUGCCAGACGAGCCGCCUGAAUCAGUUUGCAAGCUGUUGGAGGAAGGGCUCAAGGAGUGGGAGGAGCAAGCGUCAGCUUCAGCGACUGCAGGGUCUGCAGAUAAGAAGAAGAAGAAGAAGAAGAAGAAGAAGAAGACAGAGGAUGAGACGGGGCAGGACGACGAGGAGGAUAAUUAA
Messenger RNA from Guillardia theta CCMP2712, 255 nucleotides. RefSeq lists its product as hypothetical. The record is from RefSeq and is a predicted model, not a curated record. The coding region runs from base 1 to 255 and encodes 84 amino acids. Lineage: Eukaryota; Cryptophyceae; Pyrenomonadales; Geminigeraceae. The transcript has 4 exons.